Messenger RNA from Lactuca saligna, 1806 nucleotides. Lineage: Eukaryota; Viridiplantae; Streptophyta; Magnoliopsida; Asterales; Asteraceae. The record is from the annotation of a GenBank genome assembly.
GAUCCACACCAAUGGGCAAUGGGAUUGGGUCAAAAAGGCUGUUUCGCGUUAAUCAAAGCCCGAAGAUCUCUGAUCUGUCCCCGAAAUCCCAUUAUUAUUUCAACCAAAACUUCCAUUGAGAUUUUGCAUAAAUUAAGCUCUAUUACUUACUUUUUCUUUCUUCUUCUUUAUCCUUUUCCUAAAUGACAAUCAACGCAAUUCAAGUUCCAGCUUCCAGUUGAUCUAUUCCUUUGACCUAUUUCUUUCUCCAAGUUAAGUCCACAGACAGUUCCUGCCCGUCGGUGCUGACUCACGUCCACUUCCGUUUCAUCUCAAUUACCCGAUUCGCCGUUUCUCCAAUGAGGCGAUAAUCGGACCUCUACUGUUUUGUCACUAGUUUUGUGAAUUAGGGUUUUAAUUUAUGCGAUGGAGCAGCCUCGUGUGGGGAAUAAAUAUCGGUUAGGGCGUAAGAUCGGUAGCGGUUCAUUUGGAGAGAUCUAUCAUGGUACAAAUAUUCAGACGAAUGAAGAAGUUGCUAUCAAGCUUGAAAAUAUCAAAACAAAGCAUCCUCAGUUGCUAUACGAAUCAAAGUUAUAUAAGAUCCUGCAGGGAGGAACUGGAAUCCCAAAUGUGAGAUGGUUUGGCGUUGAAGCAGACUACAAUGUUCUUGUGUUGGAUUUAUUGGGACCGAGUCUUGAAGAUUUGUUUAACUUCUGUAGUCGGAAGAUGUCUUUGAAAACAGUUCUUAUGCUUGCUGAUCAAAUGAUCAACCGUGUUGAAUUUAUUCACUGUAAAUCAUUUCUGCAUAGGGAUAUCAAGCCAGACAACUUCCUUAUGGGUUUAGGGAGGCGUGCUAAUCAGGUCUAUGCUAUUGAUUUUGGGCUAGCCAAGAAAUAUAGAGACUCUUCAACUCAUCGGCACAUUCCAUAUAGAGAGAACAAGAAUUUGACAGGGACAGCUAGGUAUGCAAGCAUGAAUACUCAUCUUGGAAUUGAACAAAGUCGAAGAGACGAUUUGGAAUCACUUGGAUAUGUACUUAUGUACUUCUUAAGAGGAAGUCUCCCAUGGCAGGGACUGAAAGCUGGGAACAAGAAACAAAAGUACGAAAAGAUUUGUGAGAAGAAAGUUUCCACUUCUAUUGAGUCUUUAUGUCAGGGAUACCCUUCAGAGUUUGCAUCUUACUUCCAUUAUUGUCGAUCUUUAAGAUUCGAUGACAGGCCCGAUUAUCCAUACUUGAAGAGACUCUUCCGUGAGCUUUUCAUUCGUGAAGGUUUUCAGUUUGAUUACGUCUUUGAUUGGACUAUUUUGAAGUAUCAGCAAUCACAGCUUUCGAAUCCUCCAUCCCGUGCUCUUGGGGCAGGAACAAGUUCUGGUAUCCCUCCCAUGGCUGCCAACCCGGGCAGGUUAACCGGUGGUGAAGAAGGUGGUGGUAGUAGGGGUUGGUCUUCUUCCCGGCCUAGAAAUACAUUGAAUUCUGGAACCCUCACCCUCACCCAAUCCAAUUCCAGACAAAAAAAUCCAGCUUCCACUGAUCCAUCCACCAGUAGAGAGUUAACAAGUAGUAAUAUUUUGCAAUCGAGUGGAUCUUCAAGGCGGCCUACUGAUGCGGUGCUUGGUAGGGUGGCAAGUAGCAGCGGACGAAGGAGCUCCCCGGUUGUUUCAUCCGAUCAAAGACGCUCGACUCCCGGUAGAAAUGCAAAAGCAAACAACUUUGACUCGACUCUCAAAGUCUGUCUUUUAUUAGAGCGAUGUGGUGGUGGGAGAUGGAAGUCGUUGGAAUUUAAUGAUAGUGUGUUGGUGGUGGAUGUCGGUGGUGAUGUCCUUUGA